CGCCCGCUUUCAUGCGCUUUCAUAGCACUACGCAUAAACGAAAGCUAGUGCUCUGCCAAAAAUGAGUUGCCAAGCGUGGUUGUUGCGGCUGAGGUUUGGGCUCGCGCCGUUCGCGCUCUCUUUGAGAGUGCGUGCCGUUCACUUGUCGUCAAAAUUCAAGAGUUGCCGUCGCCCAACUGCCGCUGGUCGAGGAACGGUGUCGGCAGUUGCGCCACGGAUUUUCUUUCUGUGUGGGCUUUCAUUCGUCAAAAUGUCCGAAGUUGAGCGUGCAAAACAAGAGGCAGACCACAUGCAUGAGGCUGCUGACCAUGAGGCAUCGUACAAGAUGCUCUUGCAGCACAAGGACUGCGGUGAUCCAGAGCUAUUGUGGCGCCUUGCACGUGUCACAUUCAAGCGGUGCGAAUCGGCCCCCAAGGCUGAGAAGGAGGCAGGACUGGCCGAAGGCAUAACAUACCUUGACAAAGCUAUUGAGUGUGGAGGUGACAAGCUGGGCCAAGUUCACAAGUGGUACAGUAUUUUAAUAGGUUCCAAGAAGGACCAUCCUUCAACCAAGGAAAGAAUCCAUGAUGGUUUCUUAAUCAAGAAGCAUGUUGAGAAAGCAAUAGAAUUGAUGCCCCAAGACCCUCUGAACUAUUAUGUUCUUGGAAAUUGGUGCUAUGAGGUGGCAGGUACACCAUGGAUCAUCAGGAAGGCAGGGCAGCUUAUAUUUUCAGAAAUCCCAAGCUCCAGUUAUGAAGAGGCACUUAAGCACUUCCAAAAAGCUGAAGAAAUUAGGCCACAUUUUUACAGAAGGAACCUGUUAAUGAUUGCCAAAACUCUCUUGGAACUAAAUCGCAAGGACGAAGCAGUGACUUACCUACAACGAUGUGUUGACAUUCCAACCAAGCCUACACAAGAUGACAAAAAGGUGUCUGAAGAGGCCCAGCAGUCAUUGAGAAAGUUGGGCAUGUCAUAAUUCUGCACUUUCUUGCCUUAACUCGUCACGGCCUGGAAUGUGUUUUGAAGAAACAUGCAGUAUUAAGUUUGGCUAUAGUGUUCCAAGAUUAUGAAAUAAAGACCAAGUAUUGUUUAACAA
This is a messenger RNA of Dermacentor albipictus, 1075 nucleotides long. Its product is annotated as regulator of microtubule dynamics protein 1-like. Gene Ontology annotation, molecular function: microtubule binding. The record is from RefSeq and is a predicted model, not a curated record. Gene Ontology annotation, cellular component: cytoplasm; mitochondrion; spindle microtubule. Lineage: Eukaryota; Metazoa; Arthropoda; Arachnida; Ixodida; Ixodidae.